Molecule: messenger RNA, 753 nt
Organism: Penicillium nucicola
Lineage: Eukaryota; Fungi; Ascomycota; Eurotiomycetes; Eurotiales; Aspergillaceae
Exons: 1
Coding region: 1-753 (250 amino acids)
Source: RefSeq, a predicted model, not a curated record
AUGUGGCCAGGAAAGAUCAGCACCACGUAUGACCGCCUACGGGGAGUCGACAGUCACUCCGGAUCAGAGACCCAGCAGCCCUUCAGUGACCGGGAGGCGCUAAAACAAGAGGUCGAAAAUGAGCUUAGCAGUGCACCCCGCCCACACCGGCUCCAACAGCUGCGCGAGGUCAUUCUCAUUCUCGCGGCUGCUAUCUGCCUCUGGAUUGUGCUCGUCACAGCCUGGCGCACGACCGUCCACCCGGCCUCGGUCACAGUCCGCUACGAGAAGAAGACGUUGCACUGUGGUAACUCAACAGCCGAGGCCGAGGCCGCCGGCUGCGCGUUCGAUCUCCUUUCGCACAACUGGAUGGCGCCGCAGUGCCUGGAUCCACUCACAGAGGCCGAGUAUCGCGCCUACGUCACUAGUCCGGAGCGCAUGAUGGGGCCCUAUCCGUACUUUCUCGAUGCUGAAGGCACGCGAAGGGUCGGUGAUGAGCGGGCCUUUGCGCUUUUAGCUGACGGUCACCCAGUGCUGGCUGAUCAGCAUGUCUAUACAACCCGUGAGGAGCACCUGGCGCAUUGUAAGUUCCUGAUGCGGAGAAUGCACCGCGCUGUUGAGGGUAAGGUGCGUUUAAAUGAUGAAAACCUUGGCUUUUGGCAUACGGCGCAUUGUCUGGAGGAAAUAAGCCAUCCGGACAGAAAGCCAUUGGGUGAACUGAAUGAGGGCUUCUAUGUGGGAUAUGCGCCUUGUACUAUCGAAGUGCCUGUUUAG